AUGAAAUAAUCUAAUCAAAAAAAUAAACAAGCUGAACUAUUGACAAAGUAAUAAUAGUAAAAUGAAACUUUGUUGGCCCCAGCACUUAAUUAUUUUAUGAAUCCAUCUUUGUAAACUACAGAAUUAAUUGAAUCGUUAAUGCAUAUUCAAUUUCUCAAAAAUAAUUGUCCUGAAGGAAUGUAAUUACAUGAUUUUGUGAUAUAAGCUGCAAAAUAUGUAAAAUUUGAAACCUUUUCAUUUGGUCAUAUAAUUUUUAAUUAUGGGGAGUUUGGGGAUAAAAUGUAUAUAAUUUUAAAAGGACAAGCAGGAGUUUAUGUUCCAAAAUCAAAAGAUGAUAUUGAAAAUGAAUAAAAUUUAUAAAAUAUUAAGAAGAGUAAGAAAAUGCUUAUUUAGGAUGAUGCUCUAUUUGAAAAUAGAAACAAUUAAAAUUACUAUUAAAAUGGAAUAUAUCUGUAUCAUAAAGUAUGAAUAUAAUAAUAAAUAAAAAGGUAUUUUAAUAUUUCUCUGGUUAAUGUUUUGGUGAUGUUGCAUUAACAUCUGAUAAGCCAAGAUCAGCAAGUUUAUUGGUAAUUUCAGAGGUUAUGUAUUGUAUCUCUAUAAAUCGAUAACAAUAUAAAUAAAUGUGUGAAAAGGCUAUUCAAGAAUAAAAUAAAACUAUGGAAUUAUAUCAAAGAAUUUUACAUGGUAUUUCUCAAUUCAGUAUUUCAAAAUUUAUUUAAAAUUUAAGACCAAUAUCUUUUGUUUCUUAAUCAAUUCUUUGGGAAAAAGGAUAAGAACCAUAAUAUUUAUUAAUAAUUAUGAGAGGUAGAGUUGAAAUAUAUAUAAAUUUGGAUGAUUCUCAAAUUCUUUAAAAUAAAACUAUACCAGGACUAUUUACAAUUAAAUUAAAAAGAGUUGUGGUAUUAUUAAUAUUAUUAUUAUUAUUAGUUGAGUCAAAUCACUAAUGGACAUUUUGUUGGAUAAGAAGAAUUAUUAGAAGACAUUCCAUAAAGAAAGUAUAAUUGUCAAUGUGUUGAUAAUACAGAAGCUUUAUUUAUAGAAGCUGAAGCUUUUAAAAAAAUAAGAAAGAAUUUUCCUGAUAUUAUAAAUCUUCUCAAAAAUAUUACAACUUAAAAUAAGAAUUACAUUAAUUAAAGAUUAACAACUGUUGUAAAGAGUAUAUAAAAUUACUAAGAUAAAAUUAAUAAAGAACCUUUAAAUAAAAUAGAUAAAAGAACUUUUUAUGAAUGUUUGGAUUUAUAAUAAUAAAUGAAUUAAGAAUAAACUAAAGUUCUUAGAUCUAGAAAUAAAAAGUUAUUUACACUUUCACAAAGUAUAAAAAAGAAAGUAGAGACUUUUUAAUAAAAAUAUAAAGAUAAAUCUCCUUAAGAUUUAAUAAUAACAAAUCCAGAAUUAUAAUAAACUAUAUAAGAACGUUAAGAUAGAUUAUAUUAUAUAAAUAAUAAGAAAUUACAAUACAACAGACCUCGUCAUUAAGAAGGCUUUAGCUUAUCUAAUGAAAUUAAAAAUUUUAAAUUAAACUUUUCUAAAUCUUCUUAAAGAUUCUAACAAACAGAUUAAAAUUAAAUGGAUAGUAAUUUUAUAUAGUAUAGUUCUCAAUGUAUUUCAGAAGCAGCUCUUUCACCUGUGAGUAAAAAUUCAUUAUAAUUUUAACUAACAUAAUUUAGUGAUUCUUUAAAAAAAAAAUAAAACUUUUUAUUGAAAAUGUAAAAAACCAUGAGGUAAAGUAAUAAAAGCUAUCUUUCUAUUCGAAAUAUGAAGAGUCUUCACUCACAAAAUAAUAAUGGUAAAAUGAUCAAAACAGAAGUUAGUUUUAUGAAUGAACAAUGUUUGUAAUAUUAUUUGUUAUUUAAUAUAGAAACAAAUAUGAGAGAUCCUUAUAAUCUCUUCCAAAAUUAUUAUUAUAAGAAAAUGAAGAAAAUUGA
This is a messenger RNA of Paramecium pentaurelia, 1925 nucleotides long. The record is from the annotation of a GenBank genome assembly. NCBI's taxonomy places the organism in Eukaryota, Ciliophora, Oligohymenophorea, Peniculida, Parameciidae.